Messenger RNA from Purpureocillium lilacinum, 1308 nucleotides. RefSeq lists its product as uncharacterized. Gene Ontology annotation, cellular component: plasma membrane. The record is from RefSeq and is a predicted model, not a curated record. Lineage: Eukaryota; Fungi; Ascomycota; Sordariomycetes; Hypocreales; Ophiocordycipitaceae. Gene Ontology annotation, molecular function: sulfite transmembrane transporter activity. Gene Ontology annotation, biological process: sulfite transmembrane transport; transmembrane transport.
AUGAUGACCGUAACGAGGACCACGGAGCGCCGGGGCUCCGCCGCGUCCGGCAUGACGGAGCAGCAGCCGCCGCCGCCGCCGCCGUGUCCGUCACAGUCAACGCCCUCGCAGGGCGAGCGCAUGCCGUGCGGGAGGCUCAAGACCAAGUACGACGAAGGGUGGCGCCGCAUCGUCCGCAACUUUACGCCGUCAUGGUUCGCCGUCAACAUGGGCACGGGCAUCGUCUCGGUGCUGCUGCACAACCUGCCCUGGAACGCGCAGUGGCUGCAGUACGUCUCGUACGUCUUCUUCGCCGCCAACGUCGUCCUCUUCGUCGUCUUCUUCGCCAUCUCGGUGCUGCGGUACGCGCUGUACCCGGAGAUCUGGCGGGCCAUGAUCUCGCACCCGGGCCAGUCGCUGUUCCUGGGGUGCUUCCCCAUGGGCUUUGCCACCAUCAUCAACAUGAUGAUCUUUUGCUGCAGGCAAUGGGGCGACUGGGUCGUCCACCUCGCCUGGGCCUUCUGGUGGAUCGACGUGCUCCUCUCCAUGGCGACGUGCAUCUCCAUGCCCUUCAUCGUCAUGCACCGCCACAAGCCAGGCCUGCACAACACGACGGCCGCGCUGCUCCUGCCCAUCGUGCCGACCGUCGUCGCCGCCGCCACGGGCGGCAUCGUCGCCGAGGCCCUCCCCGACAGCGCCCACGCCCUCACCACCCUCAUCGCCUCCUACGUCCUCUGGGGCAUCGGCCAGACCCUCUCCGGCUGCGUCCUCGCCCUCUACUUCCACCGCCUGACCAUCCACUCGCUGCCGCCCCGCGAGGUCAUCGUCUCCGUCUUCCUGCCCAUCGGCCCGCUCGGCCAGGGCGGCUUCGGCAUCCAGCAGCUCGGCAAGGUCGCCCUGCGCGUCCUGCCCGAGACGACCGUGUUUCGGACCGCCGGCGUGGUCGUGGAUGUCGCGCGCGCCGCGGAGGUGCUCUACGUGCUGGGCGUCUUCCUCGGCCUCAUCAUGUGGGGGUUCGCCCUCGUGUGGGCCUGCUUCGCCCUCAUCAGCAUCGCCACCAUCCACAGCUUCCCCUUCAACAUGGGCUGGUGGGGGUUCACCUUCCCGCUCGGCGUCUGGGCGACGUGCACCAGCAUGCUGGCCGCCAACCUCGACAGCGACUUUUUCAAGGUGUCAACAAUGAUUCUCUCCCUCGCCGUCGUCGCCCUGUGGUUCAUGGUCUCCAUCCGGACGAUGCACCUCGUCGUCACGGGCGAGAUGUUCUUCGCACCCUGCCUGCAGGACAUUCGCGAGAAGGAGCAGGCCGGAGGCAGCGACAGGAGGGUAUGA